Molecule: messenger RNA, 803 nt
Organism: Lecanosticta acicola
Lineage: Eukaryota; Fungi; Ascomycota; Dothideomycetes; Mycosphaerellales; Mycosphaerellaceae
Source: the annotation of a GenBank genome assembly
AUGUCGACGAUUAUGAGAACGUUGCGCAAUUUGCGCAGUAUCGGUCUCAAGGUAAUUUGCGCUGAGAAAGAUCACGGAGCGCAGCGCUGACAAUAUCGCAGGAGUAUGGCCACCAACUUCAUGUACGAUCGCCCUUCCCUUUGCGCCGAGCUGUUUGACUUCACGACAGGAAGCCUGACUUGUCACGCAGUAUCAAGGUACAUACGAAGAGCCAGAGAUCUGACAAUGGGUGGGACUGAGAAAGAACACAGGUGAUACCAAGCGCGGUACCUUGAGGGGCAUUGACCGCUGGGGCAACAAAUACUUCGAGAACCUGGAGGAGGAAUUGCCUCGUACGUUGGAGGUGUGGUAUACCGGAAGCAUAGGUGCUGAGCUGUGAUACAGUACGAUCGCGCUGGGUGGACUACAAGAGCCAUGAGUUCGACCCGUAAGGCCAUCCAGAUGUCGGCCAGGCGUGGAAAUAGCGCUAACACGAUGACAGAUCUCAGAUUGAGCCAGGAUGGUAUGGAGCAUCUUCUUUUCGCUGGAUGGUAAUAUGGAGAGACUGACGAUGCCAGGCACGCAUGGAUCUCAUACAUGGUCGAUAAGCCUCCAUCAGAAGACACUCUCCUCCAGCGCUCGAUACGACCAUGGGAGCCGACCGAGCACAAGCCAGUCUUGACUGCUACAAGAAGCGCGUUCAAGACUUUCAACACGUAUGUUUUGUGUUUUGCAAGGCAAGCGCUCCGACGAACGCAAGGCUGACUAUUAUUAGGACUAAGAACAAGUACACACCUUGGACACCUGUAGCAGCACCAAGAUGA